Aspergillus mulundensis is the source of this 1779-nucleotide messenger RNA. Its product is annotated as CocE/NonD family hydrolase. Gene Ontology annotation, molecular function: dipeptidyl-peptidase activity. The transcript has 3 exons. NCBI's taxonomy places the organism in Eukaryota, Fungi, Ascomycota, Eurotiomycetes, Eurotiales, Aspergillaceae. Bases 1 to 1779 code for a protein of 592 amino acids. The record is from RefSeq and is a predicted model, not a curated record.
AUGCCGAACCCAAUCCGCACCGACAUCACCACCGUCGACAGCACGUCCUUCCCCUAUACCUUCGAGCAGAAUGUCACAAUCACGCUGAAAGACAACUCCGGCCUCGUCCGGUGCAAUGUCUACCGCCCCAAAACUGAGCACAAGGUCCCAGUCUUGGUGACGUACGGCCCCUACGGCAAAGACAUCCCCUACGCGGACUUCCACCCAAAAUCCUUCAGCGAAGUCAACCCGGAGCAUCGCUCAGCACACUCAGCAUGGGAGACGCCAGACCCCGCAUUCUGGACGUCGCACGGGUACGCCGUCGUGCGCGCCGACGAGCGCGGAACGGGCCAAUCCCGCGGCAAACUCGACACCAUGUCCCGCGAAACCAGCGAGGCGUUCUUCGACGUCGUCGAGUGGGCCGCUGAGCAGGAGUGGUCGUCUGGAAAGGUCGGCCUCCUGGGGAUAAGCUACUAUGCGGGCUCGCAGUGGCGCGUUGGCGCAAGGCAGCCAAAGGGUCUGGCGUGUAUGAUUCCGUGGGAGGGGAUGAGUGAUUAUUAUCGGGAUCGGUGUCGGCAUGGUGGGAUUCUGUCGAAUGCGUUCAUUUCCUUCUGGUGGAAUCGUCAGGUUGUUUCUAACCAGUAUGGACGGCCUGGGCGUGCGGAGAGGAAGUGGGGGGUUGAUACGAUCGAGGGGGAUUUGCCGGAGGAAGAGUUGGAACAGAAUCGUCAGGAUCAGACAAUUGAUAAUAGGGUUAAUCGUUUCCGCGAUGAUCUCUACUAUGCGAGCAAGGAGUAUACGAUGUCUGAUAUACAGGUCCCCCUCCUCUCCGUCGCAAACUGGGGCGGAAUUCUCCUCCACCUCCGUGGCAACGUCGAAGGGUACACACAAGCCGGCAGCCAGCUGAAGUACCUCCGUUUCAUUACCGGCCGACACGACCUGCCCUUCUACUACAAGGAAGAAGUCGACAUCCAGCUCAGCUUCCUCGACGCAUUCCUGAAAGGCGACGACCGUGCGGGUUGGUCGAACGGUACCGCACCAAAAGUCGAUCUCGUCCUCCGCAAGGGCGAUGUCGGCUUCAACAACGCCAAGGCUGAGAAGACGUACCCCCGGCGUGUGGAGAACGAGUGGCCGAUUGCGAGAACGCAGUAUACGCGCUUCUACCUCACCGAGGAGAAGGAAUUGCUUACGAACCCACCGGCUCAAAAGGGGUACAGCAAGCUAAGCUACGCUGCCCUGGGCACCCUGGAGAACCCGUCAUACAUCCAAUUCACCACGCCUCCCUUUGAGCAGGAGACCGAGAUCACGGGCCACAUCGUCGCGCACUUGAACGUCUCUAUGAGUCCCAACGCCGGCGCCCCCACACCAACUGAUAUUGACCUCUUCCUUACCCUCCGCUAUAUCACGCCAGAAGGAAAGGAAGUCUUCUACACCGGCACAGCAGGCGACCCCGUCCCGCUGUGCAAGGGCUGGCUCCGCGUGAGUAUGCGCAAGAUCAAUGAUAAGCAUGCUCGGCAUAGAGAGUACCUCCCGCACCGUGACUACUUCUCGACCGAUGUCCUGCCGGUUAUCCCGGGCGAGGUAUACCCCGUUGAUGUGGAGGUUUGGCCGACGAAUGUUGUGGUUGAAAAAGGUGGGAAACUUGUCCUUGAGGUUGCGUCGGGGGAUACGCAGGGGAGUGGGAUUUUCUUGCAUAAUGAGCCGACUGAUAGAUCGCCUGAGAAAUUCCAGGGCCAGAAUCAUGUCAACUUUGGCCAUGGGGAGAAUUACGUGACUUUGCCGGUAAUUCCGCCGAAGUAG